This is a messenger RNA of Penicillium riverlandense, 396 nucleotides long. RefSeq names its product cornichon family protein. The record is from RefSeq and is a predicted model, not a curated record. Gene Ontology annotation, biological process: endoplasmic reticulum to Golgi vesicle-mediated transport. Gene Ontology annotation, cellular component: COPII-coated ER to Golgi transport vesicle; endoplasmic reticulum membrane. NCBI's taxonomy places the organism in Eukaryota, Fungi, Ascomycota, Eurotiomycetes, Eurotiales, Aspergillaceae. The coding region runs from base 1 to 396 and encodes 131 amino acids. The transcript has 4 exons.
AUGUCCGGCGAAGCGUGGCUCUACCUGCUCGCGGUGCUUAUCAAUGCCGUUUUCUUCACGAUCAUGUACAGUGAUCUGGAGUGCGACUACAUCAACCCGAUCGACCUGUGCAACCGCCUGAAUGCCUACAUCAUUCCUGAAGCUGCCGUUCACGCGUUCCUGACCUUCCUCUUUGUCAUCAAUGGCUACUGGAUCGCGAUCCUGCUGAACCUGCCUCUCCUGGCGUUCAAUGCGAAGAAGAUCUUCGAGAACCAGCACCUUCUGGACGCGACGGAGAUUUUCCGCAAGUUGAAUGUUCACAAGAAGGAAUCCUUCGUCAAGCUUGGUUUCCACCUCUUGAUGUUCUUCUUCUACCUGUACAGCAUGAUCGUUGCUCUUAUCCGCGACGAGAACUGA